This is a messenger RNA of Zophobas morio, 947 nucleotides long. RefSeq names its product tubulin-folding cofactor B (gene TBCB). Gene Ontology annotation, cellular component: nucleus; cytoplasm; microtubule plus-end. Gene Ontology annotation, biological process: tubulin complex assembly; cytoplasmic microtubule organization; post-chaperonin tubulin folding pathway. The transcript is spliced from 3 exons. NCBI's taxonomy places the organism in Eukaryota, Metazoa, Arthropoda, Insecta, Coleoptera, Tenebrionidae. Bases 90 to 815 code for a protein of 241 amino acids. The record is from RefSeq and is a predicted model, not a curated record. Gene Ontology annotation, molecular function: microtubule plus-end binding; alpha-tubulin binding.
UUCCGCAAUCGGCAAACACCACCAAAAGGUGUGGGAGGUGUGGGGUGACAAAUUAAAAGUUUUCAUUAAUUAAAUCAUUUCGUAUUACAAUGGCCGAUUUCAAAGUGGUUACGCCGGAUUUUCUAAAAGUCUACAUCUCCACUUCAAAGGAUGAUAUAUCAUUUAACGAGAAACGUUUCCCCAAGGAUCUAACCAUAUCGGAUCUAAAAGCAAAGCUGGAGCUAAUCACAGGCGGUAAUUGCAAUACCAUGCAAGUAGAAGCUUAUGACAAAGAUAACAAACACAUCUGCUCCCUGUCAAAUAACGAGGCCCUUCUGGGUUCGUACCCACUGGAUGAUGGAAUGAGAUUGCACGUCGUCGAUAAAUUUAGCAUCAGAAACGAGUUAGACUUUGGCGACGUGCAAAAAUUCGAAUACUCUGAAGAAGAAUAUUCCAAGAAAACUGACUCUGUGAGGGCGUUUUUAUUAAAGAACAAAAUGGGUCAAUAUAAUGAAGAGAAUAUCAAAAAGAAAGAAAAGCAACUAGCUGAAGAAAAACAGCUAGCUGAAAGUACUCCGAUUGGUUCUAGGUGUAAAGUAACAGUUUCUAAUGCUCCGUGUAGACUGGGGACGGUGAUGUACACGGGAGCCGUGGAAACACUCCCUGGGUAUUGGGUGGGAGUUAAGUAUGAUGAACCUUUGGGAAAAAACAAUGGAACAUUUAAAGGAAAGACGUAUUUCGAAUGCGCGAAUAAUUACGGCGCUUUUGUGAAGCCCCACAACGUGGAAUGUGGCGAUUUUCCUGAAGAAGAUUAUGAUUUAAACGAAGAAAUAUGAUUGGGCUUUGCUUUACCUUGAAAAGAUUCAUUCCAGCCUAGACACUACUAAUUUGACUAAUUCUUCAUAUCUGUUAUUUAUUGAUAAAUUUAACUUUUUUUUUUAUAAAAUUAAAAAUCUAGAGCACGACAA